Molecule: messenger RNA, 4334 nt
Organism: Achroia grisella
Lineage: Eukaryota; Metazoa; Arthropoda; Insecta; Lepidoptera; Pyralidae
Gene: NOS1
Product: nitric oxide synthase-like
Exons: 22
Coding region: 94-3726 (1210 amino acids)
Biological process (GO): nitric oxide biosynthetic process
Molecular function (GO): calmodulin binding; heme binding; nitric-oxide synthase activity
Source: RefSeq, a predicted model, not a curated record
UCCGGUUUGCAUAUAUAAUAUGCUGCGAAUAGUGUUGUAGUCAGUUUGUUGUGUGGAUGCGCGAAAAUUCACUGCUCGCUUUAAUUAGUGCAUAUGUUAAAUAAUUUUGAUUUGUGUUGCGUUAAAGACCCAAAGGGAUCGUUUGAAGACAGUUCACCAAAAAUGGCCCAAGUUAAUGGGCACCAUGUUUCCGCAACAUGUCCUUUCAGUAGUGAAAAUGUGAACAUGAAAGUUGAUGACACUCAGAAACCAGUGAAACCUAAUCUUCGUGUGAAAGUUCCUCAACCCUUAAGAUUAAAAAAUUUAAUAGGCAACGAAGAGAAUUUUGAUACGCUACAUUCACAGAUAGAAGAAGUUGCUAGUUUUAAUACAAAAUGCUCAGAGAAGGUGUGCCAGUCAAGUAUAAUGGACAUCCCGAACCGUGGGGAUACUCCUAGGACAGUUGAAGAGGUGUUCAGCGAUGCCGAAUUGUUUCUCAAACAAUACUACGCCUCUAUACGAAGAGAAAAUUCUGCCGCACAUACGGGAAGGCUGGAGGAAAUAAAGCGAGAGUUAGAUAAAAAAGGAACCUACCAGCUGAAAACUUCAGAAUUAGUGUUCGGAGCUAAGUUGGCAUGGCGGAAUGCUAACAGAUGCAUCGGUCGGAUACAGUGGAAGAAGUUGCAAAUAUUCGAUUGCAGAGAAGUAACAACUGCCAGUGGAAUGUUUGAAGCUCUCUGUAAUCACAUUAAAUACGCCACAAAUAAAGGAAAUAUAAGGUCAGCAAUAACAAUAUUCCCGCAACGUACAGACGGCAAGCAUGACUAUAGGAUAUGGAAUCCGCAACUAAUCAGCUAUGCUGGAUAUUUGGAGCCAGAUGGUGAGACUGUGUUGGGAGAUCCAGCUCGAAUUGAAUUUACUGAGAUUUGCAUCAGGCUUGGAUGGAAGCCACCUCGUACUGCAUGGGACAUAUUGCCUCUAGUACUGUCAGCAGAUGGCAAAGAUCCUGAAUACUUCGAAAUUCCCCGGGAAAUUAUUAUGGAAGUGAAAAUGGAACAUCCGAGAUUUGACUGGUUCAAAGAACUGGGCUUACGGUGGUAUGCACUGCCUGCCGUUUCCAAUAUGAGACUGGACUGUGGAGGUCUCGAAUUCACAGGGACGGCUUUUAAUGGCUGGUACAUGGGUACAGAGAUCGGUUGUCGCAAUUUAAGUGAUGCUAACCGCUUAAAUAUAAUUGAGACUGUAGCAACAAAAAUGGGUUUAGACACAAAUUCAUACGUAUCCCUUUGGAAGGACAGUGCUCUGGUUGAAGUAAAUAUCGCGGUACUCCACAGUUACCACAGAGAUAAUGUGUCAAUAGUGGACCACCAUUCUGCGUCUGAACAAUUUAUAAAACAUUUGGACAAUGAAAAUAGAAGCAGGGGCGGCUGUCCUGCUGACUGGAUUUGGAUAGUACCUCCAAUGUCUUCUUCUCUGACUGCAGUUUUUCAUCAAGAAAUGGCUCUAUAUAACAUAAGACCUUCAUACGAUUAUCAAGAACCCGCAUGGAAGACACACAAAUGGAGCAAGACUGAAGGCAACAAGACUGUUCAUAGAAAAUUCCACUUCAAGCAGAUUGCGAGAGCUGUGAAGUUUACUUCCAAAUUGUUUGGCCGAGCUCUCUCUAAGCGCAUCAAAGCUACCAUUCUAUACGCUACCGAAACGGGCAAAUCUGAACAGUAUGCCAAUGAGUUAGGAACUAUAUUUGGACAUGCUUUCAAUGCGCAGGUCCAUUGCAUGUCAGAUUACGAUGUGUUUUCUAUAGAACACGAAACUCUAGUCUUGAUUGUAACAUCAACAUUUGGCAAUGGUGAACCCCCAGCUAAUGGAGAGGAUUUUGCUAAACAUCUCUUCCAAAUGUUGUAUAAUGAAAGGAAAAACCAAGAAGAUGCAAAUGAUGUAUUUAGUUCUGGAAACUACAAACUUCCAACACCGAAAUCAUUAAUGAGGACAAAUAGUUUAAUGGCACCUAACACCGAUUUUAAGAAACAGAUUUCACGUUUAGAAUCUAAUAAAAGUAGUAUUGCAGAAUCGUCAACAGUAGAUCAAAUAGGGCCACUCAGUAAUGUGUGUUUCGCAGUGUUUGCACUAGGAUCUAGUACCUAUCCAAAGUUUUGUAACUUUGGUAAAAAUAUAGAUAAAAUACUUGGUGAUCUCGGAGGAGAAAGAAUUCUGGAAUUGGCCUGUGGAGAUGAAAUGUAUGGACAGGAACAACAGUUUCGAAAUUGGUCAUCAAAUAUUUUCCACGUUGCUUGCGAAACGUUCUGUUUGGAUGAAAAUGAAAUGAUAAAAGAUGCAAAGAAAGCUUUAACUGCACUACCUUUAGGUGAAGAAACAGUGCGAUUUGGAAAACCAACCCCUGACAUUACAAUAAAGAAUGCACUUGAAACAAGCUUUAGAAAACAGUUAGUUGCGUGUAAAAUUAAGAAUAAUAAAUUAUUAGGCGACUAUACAUCAGAUCGUGCAACUAUUUUUGUUGAUAUGGAACCAGAGAUUGAAUUAAAAUAUGAACCUGGAGACCACGUUGGUAUAAUGGCGUGUAAUCGGAAAGAAAUAGUUGAUGCUGUAUUAGAAAGGCUAAAAGAUAUUGAAGACUAUGAUAAAUCUGUACAGUUACAAGUUAUGAAGGAAACACUCACACCCACAGGUGCUAUAAAAACAUGGGAAAGACAUGAACGUAUAUCGACAGCUACAAUAAGAGAUAUAUUCACUCGGUUUUUGGACAUUACGACACCGCCUACAACUACAGUCCUAAAGUACCUUGCAAAAUGUUGUAGCAAUAAAGCUGAUGAAGAGAACAUUAGUAAAUUGGCUACGGAUUCAUUUGCAUACGAUGAUUGGAGACAUUUCUACUAUCCUCAUUUAGCAGAAGUUUUGGAACAGUUUCCUUCAUGUCGACCUCAAGCUUCAUUAUUAGCAGCCUUGUUACCACCAUUGCAACCUAGAUUUUAUUCUAUAUCGUCAUCUCCGUUAGCACAUCACCCAAGAGUUCAUAUUACUGUAGCUAUAGUUGUCUACAAAAGUCAAAAUGAUCAAGGACCAGUACAUUACGGCGUAUGUUCAACUUAUUUGAAAAGUUUGAAGCCAGAUGACGAAGUAUUCAUUUUUAUUAGACGUGCUCCUAACUUCCAUAUGCCUAAAGACUUAUCAGUUCCUCUUAUAUUGGUUGGUCCUGGAUCAGGUAUUGCACCGUUCAGAAGUUUCUGGAAUCAUCGAAGAGAAGAGAUAAAGAAUCUCAAGGAGAAUAAACAUGAAAAAGAAUUGGGUCCUAUUUUAUUAUUUUUUGGCUGUAGAAACAGAGGAAUGGACUUGUAUAAAGAAGAAAAAAAGGAAGCCUUAGAACAGGGAGUUCUUACUAAAACAAUGGUAGCUUUAUCAAGGGAACAAGAUGUAGACAGAAAACAUGUUCAACAACUCUUAGAAGAUGAAGGUGCUGAAGUCACAAGGUUAUUAUUAGAUGAAGAUGGACACUUUUACGUUUGUGGUGAUUGUAAAAUGGCAGAAGAAGUACAACAAAAAUUAAAAUCAAUUAUAAAGGAACAAGCCAAAAUGUCGGACGAGGAAGUAGAUGAUUUCAUGCUUGAGCUAAUGGACGAAAACAGAUAUCACGAAGACAUAUUCGGUAUAACACUUAGAACGGCCCAAGUACAGAGCGCAUCACGAGACAUUGCCAAGAGAACUCGCCAGGAAUCCAUUCAAUCUCAGUAAUAAUCACAAUGCAUAUAAUAUUGCAUCAAGAAGCACCAACUUUUUUAUUUUGUUAACAUUCUAAAUAGAAUGUGCAUACACUAUUACCAAUGACUAUAAUAUGCAUAAGUAUACUUUCUAUUAAAAUGUUUCUUACUUCAAAAAUAAAUGCCAGAUAUUUUUAUUUAUUUUUAGUUAAUUAGAAUUAGAUUAUUUUAUAAAUGCUUUGAUACUGAUAAUAAAAUUAGCAUCAACUAUUAUUUCAAUGCUAUCUCUAAUAAUAAUUAGUGAAAUAAAUAAACAAAGAACUCAAUAAAUCAGAAAGCAAUUUAUUAAACAUAUUUAAUAAAUCUUUAUUAAAAGCCGUUUCAUAAUGAUACCUAUUUUAUAGAAUUUGGAAAAAUAAUAAUGUAUACGAUAUUUCAUCGUGAAGAUAUAGCCAGUCACGCAUAAAACUUAUAUUCAGAGAUAGAUACAAUUCAAGUUAGUUAGAUUUCCAAGAACACAUUUUUAUGUAAAAAGUAUAUAAUUUUGGAUUGAAUAAAUAAUUAAAGAUCAUACAAAUUAGUAUAUAGUUAUAAUAUUAGUUCAGUGUUUUAAUAGGUAAUAAGUAAAAUAAUAAAGACUAA